Messenger RNA from Herpailurus yagouaroundi (jaguarundi), 2359 nucleotides. It is a transcript of the gene ZDHHC13, whose product is annotated as zDHHC palmitoyltransferase 13. The transcript is spliced from 17 exons. The coding region runs from base 477 to 1955 and encodes 492 amino acids. The record is from RefSeq and is a predicted model, not a curated record. Gene Ontology annotation, molecular function: palmitoyltransferase activity; protein binding. Lineage: Eukaryota; Metazoa; Chordata; Mammalia; Carnivora; Felidae.
CGCAAGCAGGAAGUGGGAGUGAAGGUGGCUCGAGGGGGUGGCCCGCGAGCUGCUACCACCACUUCGCCUGGUCGCGGCCGCCAGGGGCGAGAUGGAGGGCCCGGGGCUGGGCUCGCAGGAAUCACAGCCACGGCCCCCACCCUCCAGGAUUUGGUCGACAUGGAGUCUGUGCAUAUGAAAGCAAAGAACUUGCCAAGGCGAGAGAAGCUCUUCCUCUCAUAGAGGACUCUAGUAACUGUGACAUUGUAAAAGCUACUCAGUACGGGAUUUUUGAACGUUGUAAAGAGUUGGUAGAAGCAGGAUAUGAUGUCAGGCAACCAGACAAAGAAAAUGUGUCGCUUCUUCAUUGGGCUGCUAUUAACAACAGGCUGGAUCUUGUAAAGUUUUAUAUUUCAAAAGGUGCUGUAGUAGAUCAGUUGGGUGGAGAUUUAAAUUCGACACCUCUUCACUGGGCCAUCAGACAAGGACAUUUGCCUAUGGUCAUAUUAUUACUCCAGUAUGGAGCCGACCCCACUCUCAUCGAUGGGGAGGGAUUCAGCAGCAUCCACCUGGCAGUAUUAUUUCAACACAUGCCUAUUAUAGCAUAUCUCAUCUCAAAAGGACAGAGUGUGAAUAUGACAGAUUUAAAUGGGCAGACACCUCUCAUGUUAUCAGCUCACAAAGUACUUGGGCCAGAACCAACUGGAUUUCUUUUAAAGUUUAAUCCUUCUCUCAGUGUGGUUGAUAAAAUACACCAAAACACUCCACUCCACUGGGCAGUUGCAGCGGGAAAUGUUAAUGCUGUAGAUAAACUUUUGGAAGCCGGUUCUAGCCUGGACAUCCGAAAUGUUAAGGGCGAAACACCUCUUGAUAUGGCUCUACAAAACAAAAAUAGGCUCAUUAUUCACAUGCUAAAAACAGAAGCCAAAAUGAGAGCUAACAAAAAGUUCAGACUCUGGAGGUGGCUGCAGAAGUGCGAGCUCUUCCUGCUGCUGAUGCUUUCUGUGAUUACCAUGUGGGCUGUUGGAUACAUACUGGACUUCAAUUCAGAUUCUUGGCUUUUGAAAGGAUGUCUUCUAAUAACAUUGUUUUUUCUGACAUCUUUGCUUCCAAGGUUCUUGGUCGGGUAUAAGAGUCUCAUCUACUUACCAACAGUCUUCCUGCUAAGUUCCAUUUUUUGGAUAUUUGUAACGUGGUUCAUCUUAUUCUUUCCUCAUCUAGCAGGCACCCCUUUCUAUUUUGCUUUCAUUCUCAGCCUAAUAGGCUUCCUCUACUUUUUCUACAAGACUUGGGCAACUGAUCCAGGCUUCACUAAAGCUUCUGAAGAAGAAAGGAAAACGAAUAUCAUCACCCUUGCAGAGACUGGCUGUCUGGACUUCAGAACAUUUUGUACCUCAUGCCUUAUAAGGAAGCCAUUAAGGUCACUUCAUUGCCACGUGUGUAACUCCUGUGUCGCUCGAUACGAUCAGCAUUGUCUGUGGACUGGACGGUGCAUAGGUUUCGGCAACCAUCAUUAUUACAUAUUCUUCUUAUUUUUCCUUUCCAUUGUUUGUGAUUGGAUUAUAUAUGAAUCUUUCAUCUAUUGGUCAAAUCAUUGUGCCACGACAUUCAGAGAAGAUGGACUGUGGACCUACCUCAAUCAGAUUGUGGCCUGUUCCCCUUGGGUUUUAUAUAUCUUCAUGCUAGCAACUUUCCACUUCUCGUGGUCAACAUUUUUAUUAUUAAAUCAGCUCUUUCAGAUUGCUUUCCUGGGCCUGACUUCCCACGAGAAAACCAGCCUGUUGAAGCAGAGCAGGCAUAUGAAACAGACAUUGUCCCUCAGGAGGACUCCAUACAACCUUGGGUUCACGCAGAACCUUGCAGAUUUCUUUCAGUGUGGCUGCUUUGGCUUGGUGAAGCCCUGUGCCGUAGAUUGGACGUCCCAAUACAGCAUGGUCUUCCACCCAGCUAAGGAGAAAGUCCUUCGCUCAGUAUGAAGAAAAGCGACUCCAGACUCUCACUCUGAUCUGUGUUCAUGUUGAUGCCCUGUGGUCUGCAAGUGAAGUGAAGAUUAGGAGUUCACCGAAGCCCAAAGGAAAACACAGGUGGUCUGUAAAGCUAUUUAGUAAAAACACAAGUUCUCCAGAAAGGCACUACGCUUUUAGAUUUAGCAAGAUGGACUGUUCCUGAACAAUCUUGGCAGACAUCUAAAAACACUUUUAUAUGUUUCACAAGAAAAUACAACUUACUUUUUUUUUUUUUUGAGAUAAUAUUCACCAAUUAUGGAUAAAAUGUCGUAUUUUCAAAUACUUUAUUGGUUGUUUCAAAAUAGUACUAUUCUUUAAGCUUGUAAUUUUUGAUAAAUUAUUUGUUUGUUUUAUCUAUAAAUAUGUAAAAAAUA